Messenger RNA from Umbelopsis ramanniana AG, 1395 nucleotides. RefSeq lists its product as uncharacterized. The record is from RefSeq and is a predicted model, not a curated record. Gene Ontology annotation, molecular function: phosphatidylinositol-3,5-bisphosphate binding; phosphatidylinositol-3-phosphate binding; protein binding. The transcript has 9 exons. Gene Ontology annotation, biological process: protein localization to phagophore assembly site; autophagy of mitochondrion; protein lipidation. Bases 25 to 1275 code for a protein of 416 amino acids. NCBI's taxonomy places the organism in Eukaryota, Fungi, Mucoromycota, Umbelopsidomycetes, Umbelopsidales, Umbelopsidaceae. Gene Ontology annotation, cellular component: fungal-type vacuole membrane; phagophore assembly site membrane; extrinsic component of membrane.
AACGUGGGCUACAUAGAAAAUUUCAUGCUGCAGUCUUCUGGUCUGUCAGAGAUGAACUUGGGCGAUAAAAGUUCCAAUGAGCUCCUGUUCAUCAACUUUAACCAGGAUUUCAGCUGCAUUUCAGUUGGAAUAAAGAAUGGUUACAAGAUAUACAACUGCGAUCCUUUCGGCAAAUGCUACUCCAAAUCCGAUGGAGGUAUUGGCAUUGUCGAAAUGCUAUUCUGCACAUCUCUUGUCGCCCUAGUUGGAGCUGGAGAACAGCCUGCAUUCUCUCCAAGACACCUUCAGAUUAUAAACACAAAGCGACAGUCUACAAUAUGCGAACUCACUUUCCCAACCUCGAUUCUCUCCGUUAAAAUGAAUCGACGCAGAUUAAUCGUUGUUCUCGAAGAACAGAUCUUUGUUUACGAUAUCAGUAAUAUGAAGUUGCUCCACACUAUUGAUACAAGUCCUAAUCCGUCCGCGAUAUGCGCACUAUCUCCCUCCAGUGAAAACUGUUAUAUAGCGUACCCAUCACCAAGUUCGUCAACCUCAUCACCCCUGACAGGAAAUCACCUCGGGCCAUCACAGUCAUCAUAUGCUUCGGGAGAUGUCCUGAUAUUUGAUGCGCUCUCUUUGCAAGUUGUCAAUAUCGUUCAAGCUCAUAAAAGCCCAGUCAGCUGUAUCGCCAUGAAUUCAGAUGGAACGUUGCUGGCCACUGCUAGUGACAAGGGUACGGUUAUCCGAGUCUUUACCAUACCCGAUUCUCGCAAAGUGUUUCAAUUCCGCCGAGGAUCUUAUCCUACCAAGAUUUACUCUAUUUCCUUCAACCUUGUCAGCUCUCUGCUUUGCGUUUCAAGUGCCACUGAAACUGUUCAUAUCUUUAAGCUUUCCAAUGAAGGUCCGCAGGGAGGUAACAAUCGGUGGGGAGGUAAGAACGCUUCACGAGAAGAAGAUAAUAGAAGUCGCAGCUCAAGUGUUGGUCAAAUGCUUCGACGCUCUUCUAUGCACUUGGGGCGAAAUAUCGCUGGUAGUGUUGGAUCUUACCUACCGGAAGCCUUGACAGAGAUAUGGGAACCCGCAAGAGAUUUUGCCUCCCUCAAACUUCCCUCAGCGGGAGUACAAAGCAUUGUUGCUUUGAGCAAUACUACACCACAAGUCAUGGUGGUUACUUCUGAAGGAUCAUUCUAUCAAUACAACAUCGACCUGGAGAAUGGAGGAGAAUGCGUGUUGCUUAAACAAUAUAGUCUACUGGAAGAGCCGAGUGACGAUAUGAACACUGGAGUUUUGGACUAAACUAGUCAUUCAUAAUAUCACCCUUUUUUUUUUUUUUUUUUUCUCGUUUGAAACUUUUUCAGUGUUUAAAUCAUCAACUUGGCAACCCAAAAUAAUAAUACUGCUGUGCGAGUUCAUUAU